Molecule: messenger RNA, 1412 nt
Organism: Olea europaea var. sylvestris
Lineage: Eukaryota; Viridiplantae; Streptophyta; Magnoliopsida; Lamiales; Oleaceae
Product: mitotic checkpoint protein BUB3.1-like
Exons: 9
Coding region: 235-1257 (340 amino acids)
Biological process (GO): mitotic spindle assembly checkpoint signaling
Cellular component (GO): phragmoplast; mitotic checkpoint complex; kinetochore
Molecular function (GO): ubiquitin binding
Source: RefSeq, a predicted model, not a curated record
AAAUGAAUUUUAUAGAACAUGAAGAUCAAACAAAUUUCUCUGUUUCAAAAUUUUCUUUAGAUUUACAACGGAAAACUCCUCAUUUGAAUUCAAAUCCCGGAUAGUGGACAGGACUUCUACCUGCAUUACCUCUCUUCGCUCUCUACGCAUAAAACCCCAGACAUUCCACACUCACACAGGUUUUCUCCAAGAUCUGAUUCAAUAGUUUCAGUAACAACACACCGAGCAAAGAUCAUGACGGCGGUGCCACAAUCGACUGGACGGGAGCUGACCAGCCCUCCAACCGAUGGCAUAUCAAAUCUCCGGUUUUCAAACCACAGCGACAACUUAUUGGUUUCGUCUUGGGAUAAGAGUGUUCGACUGUACGAUGCAAGUGCCAAUGCACUGAGAGGAGAGUUCAUGCACGGAGGUGCUGUGCUUGAUUGCUGCUUCCACGACGAUUCCUCAGGGUUCACUGCUUGUGCUGACCACACUGUUAGAAGGCUGGUGUUCAAUCAUAGCAGGGAGGAUAUUUUGGGAAGGCAUGAUGCACCAGUUCGAUGUAUUGAAUACUCAUAUGCAACCGGCCAAGUUAUUACUGGUAGUUGGGACAAAACCCUGAAGUGUUGGGACCCCAGAGGUUCAAGCGGUCAGGAGCGUUCUCUUAUUGGAACAUACACACAACCUGAACGUGUUUACUCUUUGUCUCUUGUUGGCAAUCGUUUGGUAGUAGCCACUGCUGGAAGACAUGUUAAUGUGUAUGAUCUUCGGAACAUGAAUCAACCUGAACAACGGAGGGAAUCGUCACUGAAGUACCAAACCAGAUGUGUGCGAUGCUAUCCCAAUGGAACAGGUUAUGCUCUUAGUUCUGUGGAAGGACGAGUUGCCAUGGAGUUUUUUGAUCUCUCUGAGGCUGGUCAAUCCAAAAAAUAUGCAUUCAAAUGUCAUCGUAAAUCAGAAGCUGGAAGGGAUAUUGUGUACCCAGUAAAUUCUAUUGCGUUUCACCCCAUCUAUGGUACGUUUGCUACUGGAGGUUGUGAUGGUUAUGUCAAUGUAUGGGACGGGAACAACAAGAAGAGGCUGUAUCAGUACCCAAAGUACCCAACAGGCAUUGCAGCUUUGUCAUUUAGCAGAGAUGGGAGAUUGUUGGCUGUAGCAUCGAGUUAUACGUACGAAGAGGGAGACAAACCCCAUGAACCGGAUGCUAUAUUUGUCCGCAGUGUGAAUGAAGUUGAAGUCAAACCAAAACCCAAAAUGUUGCCCAAUCCAGCUACAUGAAGGAAAAUUUGUUUGACUCAACUAGUUCUGUAAUAUUUAUGAAUCAUAUGUUAGUGUGAACUGUAGUGUGAUAUAGUUUCUAUUGUCAUUGUCUCGUUGAUUCCUUUCUUGGACAAGCUAUUUCUGAUCCUCCAAUGCCCACUUGAGAUUUAAUC